Molecule: messenger RNA, 1757 nt
Organism: Phlebotomus argentipes
Lineage: Eukaryota; Metazoa; Arthropoda; Insecta; Diptera; Psychodidae
Product: synaptic vesicle glycoprotein 2C-like
Exons: 9
Coding region: 173-1723 (516 amino acids)
Biological process (GO): transmembrane transport
Molecular function (GO): transmembrane transporter activity
Source: RefSeq, a predicted model, not a curated record
UUGUAUUUGCCCGCAAUAAAAAGGUGUGAUAAGAGUAUUCAAGAAGAUAGCCACUCUGAAUAAAUGUACUUCACUUUGAGCAUUCACGCCUCAAUCGCCCACUGACUGUCUGGACGGUGAAUUGUGGGUGAAAGUUUGGGUGAAAGUGCAGGAUAACACUCAGUGAUCUGUGAUGACGUCAAAAGGAGCUUCAGAAGCUGCCUCGGAGGCACAGAAUGAUGAGGGCAAGGACUUUGAGGAAGCAAUCUCAGCCACAGGCUUUGGCCUCUUCAAUUUCCUCCUCCUGGGAAUUAGCAUGAUUUGGUUCACUGCGUCUCUGGCCGAGACGACAUCGCCCGGACUCAUUCUAUCCGUGGCGCAGUGCGAUCUGGAGUUGGAUCUGGAUCGCAAGGGAUGGAUCACUUCCAUCACCUUCUUCGGCAUGAUUUUCGGCGCCAAUCUGUGGGGAAUCGUGGGCGAUAUCUACGGCCGGAGGUUGAUCAUCAGCGUGGCGCUCAUCCUGAUGGGCGUCUUCAAUGUUCUGUACGGCUUCAGCACGUCGUACUACAUGCUGGUCACCCUCAAGUUCUUCGGUGGAUUCGUCGCAAGUGGACCAGUGGCAGCGUAUAUCGCUUACAUUUCUGAAUUCCAUGGAGUUAAAUAUCGCGCACGUGUCGUCAUUUUCCAGAGCGGCUUCAUAAGUGUUGGUGGCAUGGUUGCGACUAUCUUGGGAUUGUUGAUUCUCCCGCUGCCCAUCAGUUUCUCUAUUGGGUCAACCGAGUAUCACUCGUGGCGUGUAUUCUUCUGGUCAUGCAGUCUUCUGGGACUCACCGGUGGUUUCCUCUCACUCUUCCUCCCCGAGAGUCCAAAGUUCCUGAUGGCACUUGGCAAGAAAGACGAAGCACUCAAAGUCUUCCAACUCGUUUAUCGAUUAAACACGGGAAAGAGCUCAGAUUCAUACCCAAUUAAAAGCCUGAAGGACGACGUUGUGGAUGCAAGAGUGAAUUCUGCGGAAAGUGGAGGAAAAAAUGCAAAAUCCACAAUUAUUCGGAAAACUUUCUCACAAUUUCUGCCACUCUUCAAGCCUCCGCAUCUGUGGAAAUGUCUGCUCGCGGGAGCAAUUGAAUUCUUCGUGCUGCUCGGAGUCAAUACCAUGAGAUCCUGGAUGCCACAGGUAUUCGCCCUCCUCUCCAACACCCACUCAGACGAAGGCCUGUGCGAGAGCAUCCAACCAAAGUCUGCCCUGACCACCUUCAAUAACGCCACGGAUGACUUGGCAUGCGAAGUGCUCAGCGAUAAGAGCAUCUACGUGAACUCGAUAAUAGUGCAAGCUGUCGGCAUGAUUGCUGUUAUCCUGGUGGUGCUCCUCGUUACAAUUGUGGGCAAUAAAACUAUCUUAUUUGUAACAACCCUCGUGGCGGCUGCGUCGAGUCUGGCCAUCUACUUCGCCCAGAACUCCAUGACCAUCGUCAUCAUGUACAGCUUGGCCGUGGGAAUUGGCCUCUCUGGGCAGGCUUCAUUCAACAGCAUCGUCUCCAAUCUCGUCCCCACGGCCUUCCGCUUCACCGUGAUCAGCGUCUCCGUGACGCUGGGACGCCUCGGCUCGAUGCUGGGGAAUCUCAUCUUUCCAAAUCUCCUGAAGCUCGGCUGCUGGCAGCCUUUCGCCGCAAUGUCUCUUGCCUACGCCAUUUCUGCCGCCUUGUGCUUGCUUCUGCCGAAAACAACAAAACAGCCUCUGCAAUAAUAAAAAACUGUGCUUUAAAUUGAUGGUUUUUCUC